Closterium sp. NIES-67 is the source of this 2015-nucleotide messenger RNA. NCBI's taxonomy places the organism in Eukaryota, Viridiplantae, Streptophyta, Zygnematophyceae, Desmidiales, Closteriaceae. The record is from the annotation of a GenBank genome assembly.
AAAUCACUCUUUACUGUAGCAGCUUGAGUUGGAGAUUUCUUGGGCUAGUAGACAGGGAUGAGAAGGAAGGGGGGCGAAUUUCUACGACCAGGUUGGAGUCCCUGCACGGAGGGAUGUUUUCGCCAAUCGGCGAAGUGAGACCAGAAGGCAGUUACUUCGGUUCGCCAACUGUGCAAGACAAAAUAGAUGCAAGGCACUUUUUUUUUAGCCCGUACAGAAGCACAUUCUUAUACUAGUAUAUAUUUCUGCCCUCGGCCUCCGUCGUUAACGGAAUAUCAGUCGUCGAGCCUUAUCACCACCUAGUAUUUAUUGCGGCCUUGAAGCUGUGGAGAAGGACGUGAGUGCUUCGACGGGAAGGAUUUUGCUUGUCUGAAUUUCCCCUGUCACUGAAUAGUAGACUUCGCAAGCAAUCUUACGGAGGCGCCCUCGAACCGUUUCUUACGGAUCGAUAAGGCGGCCAAGAUCUAUUUAUUCCUCUAUCUACUUCUUCUUGAUCAUCAGAACAGGCGGGAUUCGGACAGAUAGCGGAGCUCGGGAUGACGAGCAUGGAGGAUGAGCAGUCCUUACAACUGUCAGAUGGAUUCGCUAACACGCAAAAUCUCGACCACUGUAUCGCGUACCUGAACGAGUCAUUAGUACUGCUCGGUCUUCCACCGACCCUCGCACUGCGAUCCGAUGAAGCGGCGUCGAUGGCGACGGCGUGCGACUGCAUAUACCAGCUGGUGCAGCAGCGACAGGCGGAUGCGAAGCAGCGCGACGACCUGGCGACGCAGCGACACCGCCUGAUGUGCGACCUGGCGACGGCGGAGAGUCGCACGGAUCGUCUAGAGGACGAGCUGGAGGUCGCUAGGCGAAAGAUCCAGUCGCUCAGAGCACAGGAGCAAAAGGCGGCGGCGGAGUUCAAGGCGCAGAUCAAGAAGCUGCAGGCGGAGAGGGACGAGCUGAACAAGCACGUCAUCGCCCUGCAGCAAGUGAAGGCGCAGCAGGCGUUCGAGCUGCGAAAGGAGAAGCGGGAGUUUUUGAAGCUGCAGGAGAAGCUAGCGUCGUCCCUGGGGGCCAAGCGCACCGCCACACGGCAGCCAGGCGUCGACAUUGUCAACCUCAACCCCCAGUCAGAGGGCAAGCAGAGGGCCACGUGGGGUGGGAAGAAGACUGAGAGUGACUUCUAUAAGCGCAUGAUGGAGGCGCAUGAGAGACAACUGAGGGCGGUGGGGGAGGACAGCAAGCAGCUCAUGGCCGUCAUUCGCUCCAUGCAGACGGAUCUGCAGGCGGUUACUGACGAGUACAGCAAGGGCCUGCCCUCUAAGGCGGGUGGUGAUGCAGCAGCAGAGGGCAAACAGUGUGGAGGAGGGGAGGGGAAUGGAAGCGACCAUGAGAAGAGCGCAGAGGAGGGAGGACGCGGAAGGGAGGAAGGGGAGGGGGAUGGAGGGAGUGAGUGUGGGUCAGGGACUGCGGAGGAGGUGGAAGACGAGGAGGAGGAGAGCAUGGACGUCUACGCCCUACCGCCCAACAUGGCAUGUCCGCACGUCAUGGACCUGCACCAACGCAUCCUCACCACCAUUCGAGCCCUCGUCGAGAGAGCGGCACAGCAGCAAGCAGCAUCUGCUGCAACAGGUGGUGACAAUACAGAUGCUGGUGACAGCGCCACUGGUGACAAUAGUGCUGGUGGCUGUAACGAGGUGGCAGCCUUGAGAGCUGAGCUGGAGGCAUGCAGAGAGCGGAUGGCAGAGCAGGAGCUGUUGAUCUGCAACUACAUGCACACCCCAGGGAGUUCAAAGAAGCCACCACUUGAUUAUACCAACAGAUGGACACUUAGUGGUACCCCAAUUCGCCCAGCCAUCUUUAGCUAGUCGCAGGCUGGGCGAUGUAGACUUCUGACAUGCAAGAUGAGUUUAUAGCUAUUAGCUGGAAAUGAUAGUUAUUCCCUGUAGUUUGAUGGCGCCAUAAGGCACUUGAAGGAUUGCAUAUGUACUGUCACUAUCACAAUUUAUUCGGUUUGCUGUGAAUGAUGGCCG